AUGGUUCACAUCGAAGAGAAAUACCAGAUCCCGCGUGAUUUCGAGGGCUUCGGGGAAGAGGGCUUUGAUCCUCAAUGGCCAAACGGUGCUCGCAUAGCAGUAUCCUUUGUCCUGAACUACGAGGAAGGAGGCGAGCGGAGUGUUCUUGACGGUGACAAGAUGUCCGAGCCAUACCUGUGGGAAAAGGGGGCCUCUGGCGGCUACAAAGAAAAUGCACGGUACCUGAAUGCCGAGCAAGACUUUGAGUAUGGAAGCCGGGUUGCCUCGUGGCGCCUGAUUCGACUUUUUAGAGAAUUUGGAUGGAACUUUACGACUUAUGCGGUCGCGGUUGCGCUGGCGAAAAACCCUACUUUUGCCAAAGCGUUGGUUCGCGAUGGCCACGAGAUUGCUGCUCAUGGAUACCGAUGGCUCGAUGUAUGGGACUUGAGUCUUGAAGAAGAUAAAGAGUAUAUUAAGAAAACACUACUGUUGCUGAAGGAAGUCAGCGGCGAGAUGCCCGUGGGUGCGUAUUUUGGCCGCGGAACACCUCAAACGCACGCUUUGUUUCCAGAGGUUUGGAAGGAAUUGGGAGCCGAGUUUCUCUGGUCCUCCGAGGUCUAUAACGACGACGUUCCCUACUGGCUUGAUCUUCCGUGGGAGAAGUCGUUGAAGGAAGAGGAGCGAACGGGCAUGUUGCUCAUUCCAUAUAACUACGAUUGCAACGACGGCAAGUUCCACAUGGCCCCCGGCUUCGGCAGCAGUGUUGCCGAAAGCUACGAGAACUAUCUGAAAAACACGUUCGACAUGCUGUACCGCGAAGGCGGCAAGAUGAUGAACAUCCCUCUUCACACACGAAUCAUCGGAAAGCCAGGCCGAUGCGAGGCACUGCGCAAGUUCAUGAAGUACAUUGCUGACAAGCCUGGGGUCUGGGUUACAACGAGACGGGAUAUUGCCAGGCACUACAACGACAAGUUUCCGUAUCAGCCCGAUGGGAAGUGGAUUAAGAAAUAUAUCAAGGCCCUGGAAGACCGAGUGGCAGAGCUUGAGAUUAGGCUAGAAACCCCCUCAGCAACGCAACAACAAGACGCAGCGAUACAAUCCCAAGCAACACAGCGAAAUGCACUGGGCGAAAUCGCUGAGUUCCUGACCCUUGGUCAUUUUGAAGGGCCAGCAUAUGUCGGCUCUUCCUCGGGGUUUUCACUGGCCCUCAACUUGAGGGAGAUGGUCCAGGCAUCUGUUUGGAACAAGGCUUUGACCACAGCAGAUGCCGAGGAUGGAUCAGCGUCAGAAGCGAGUGCUUCUUCCUCUCGCGAGAAUAUUCGCUUGAGACCUCUGACACUUGAAGAGAUUCGCACAAAGAGUGCAGGCCCGCCCUCGGAAGAAGAAGGACUACGACUGAUAUCGGCUUUCUUCACACGAGUUGCACCGCGAUAUCCUUUUAUGGACUGGGAAGAGAUGGAAAAACUGCACUCGGACCGGCUUAGGCUCUCUUCUGGCAAUAGCUUGUCGAGAAGAGAGAGGUUUGGCACAUUUAAACUAUAUUUAGUGUACGCAAUUGGCUCUAGUUUACUUGCGCUGACGGAGAAAAUUGUUGCAUCCUCAUCGGAGCACAUAUCUGCGGCUCGAGAGUCGCGGUCUAUACACAAUAUUGAGGCCAUGACGCUCCUGGUAAUCUACCACCUGCGCUCCAGUGCGAGUAGUCAAGGCUUAUGGUACAUGAUUGGAUUGGCCAUGAGAACAUGCAUCGACCUCGGACUACAUCGGAGGAACAAGGAGGUCCAUCGAGAUGCGGCAACUAACCAACGAUACCGCACUCUUUUCUGGACCGUAUACUCCCUCGAACGAACCAUCGCCAUCUCACUUGGUCGCCCUGUCAGCAUCGCCGACCGACACAUUGACGUUGACCUUCCAGAUGUGGCUGCAACGUCUUCUCCGCCAUCCCCUGUCAAGAACAGCAAGAACCAGAGCAAUUCGAUGGCAAUCCAUCUUUUCCGCAUUCGGAUUCUCGAAUCUCGCAUACACCAUUCAAUCUACCGAACAGACAAGCCCUUAUCUGCUCUUCGUCAGAAGCUGGCGCAUCACUACCGUCAGCUCGAGGAAUGGAAAAUGGACUUGCUCCGAUUAUUCCCACAUGUCGUUGAUCUGGACUAUCCCAUCCUGCACUACAAUCGAGCCAUGCGCCUACUUCUUCAGCCGUUUCUGAGUAUUCUACCAUGCACCGAUCCAUACUAUAUAAAUUGUCUCGAAUCGGCGUUGCAAAUUUGUCACAUUCACAAACGGCUCCAUCAAACACUUGACUACGGUCACUCAUUUAUUGCCGUGCAGACUGUAUUUGUAGCAGGGAUAACAUUGCUCUUUUGUGUCUGGACCAAAGCAUCCCAUGUCUGGUCAGUCAAGAUCAGCAAUGGCAUCCGCGCUUGUUCUAAUGUAUUGUUUGUCAUGGGCGAACGGACUUUGUGGGUAAAGAAAUACCGUGAUGCUUUCGAGUUGCUAACCAACGCCACCAUGGAGAAGCUACAAGGAAACCUGAAAGAAGAGGCAGGCAUCUUGGAGACAGCCUUGAGUGUCUCCGGUUCGAGGACUAUUCGCAGUCCGGGCGACGAGACUCGGGUACAAUGA
This is a messenger RNA of Talaromyces atroroseus, 2598 nucleotides long. RefSeq lists its product as hypothetical. Gene Ontology annotation, biological process: DNA-templated transcription; carbohydrate metabolic process. Gene Ontology annotation, molecular function: hydrolase activity, acting on carbon-nitrogen (but not peptide) bonds; DNA binding; zinc ion binding. The record is from RefSeq and is a predicted model, not a curated record. The transcript has 7 exons. Bases 1 to 2598 code for a protein of 865 amino acids. Lineage: Eukaryota; Fungi; Ascomycota; Eurotiomycetes; Eurotiales; Trichocomaceae.